Molecule: messenger RNA, 497 nt
Organism: Pezoporus flaviventris
Lineage: Eukaryota; Metazoa; Chordata; Aves; Psittaciformes; Psittacidae
Gene: MRPL57
Product: mitochondrial ribosomal protein L57
Exons: 1
Coding region: 21-332 (103 amino acids)
Biological process (GO): mitochondrial translation
Cellular component (GO): mitochondrial ribosome
Molecular function (GO): structural constituent of ribosome
Source: RefSeq, a predicted model, not a curated record
UGUUUUUAUUUUCAGGCAUAAUGUUUUUAACAAUGGUCUUAUUCCGAAAGAGAAUUCCUGGAAAGCAAUGGAUUGGGAAGUACAGGCGACCAAGAGUGGUUACCCUUGCAAUGAAGCAAGCAAUGAUCCAAAGGUUGGAAAUUGAAGCAGAGAAUGAAUACUGGCUGAGUCGACCUUACCUGACGCAGGAACAGGAGUACAAACAUAACACAGAAGAGAGACGUGCAAGAUGGGAGGCUUUCAAAAGCCGGGUGAGAGCCAAGUUGCCUGAGCACAGAUAUAUCAGCGAUGACUUAAACCACUUAAAUGUGACAAGAAAGUGGACAACUUGAAUAAUACAGCGUAUUUGUGUUUGGCAUGUACUAUUUGCUACCGUGGCAUCUGAUGCUGUACCUAUUAUGGUAGCUUUGUAAUUCAGUGUAAUACGGGUGGCUGGCAAAUGAGCCUCUGCUGCGGUGUACAAAAUCUCAGAUUAAAACAAGGCUUGUGGAACAGUG